Neurospora tetraspora is the source of this 1369-nucleotide messenger RNA. RefSeq names its product Alpha/Beta hydrolase protein. Lineage: Eukaryota; Fungi; Ascomycota; Sordariomycetes; Sordariales; Sordariaceae. Gene Ontology annotation, molecular function: thiolester hydrolase activity; palmitoyl hydrolase activity. Bases 148 to 1140 code for a protein of 330 amino acids. The record is from RefSeq and is a predicted model, not a curated record. The transcript has 2 exons. Gene Ontology annotation, cellular component: lysosome.
CGAGGAACAACGCAGGCACCUUUCCUAGCCGCCUGGACGUCAGCUGCUUCUUCGCUAGCUCUUCUUUAUCGUAUCUGCUGGACGUUAGUUCACUGGUGUCCAAUUUCCCUCUCAAUACCCAAGGCCAUUGAAAAUUCGAGGACGACGAUGGCAAUCUCCAAGCAGCUGAAGCUGUUGUUUACCAGUGGCUCGCUUAUCGCAGCCGCGCUGGCCAGUCCCGCACAGAAGCCGCUCAGCGACGACGACAUCGACGACACACCACUACCGCUUGUCAUUUGGCAUGGCCUAGGAGACAGCUACUCAGCCGCCGGCCUCCGCGAAGUCGGCGCCCUCGCCGACGCCGUCAACCCCGGCACGCUCGUCUACUUCAUUCGCAUGGACGACGACGGCAGCCGCGACCGCUCCGCCACCUUCCUCGGCAACGUGACCGAGCAAGUGGCCAAAGCCUGCGCCGACAUCGCCGCGCACCCGAUCCUCUCGACCGCGCCGGCCAUCGACGCCCUCGGCUUCAGCCAAGGCGGCCAGUUCCUGCGCGGGUACAUCGAGCGGUGCAACAGCCCGCCCGUCCGCAACCUCGUCACGUUCGGCUCCCAACAUAACGGCAUCAGUGCCUUCCGCGACUGCCCCUGGUCCGACUGGGUCUGCCGCGGCGCCAUGGCGCUGCUGAAAGGCAACGCCUGGACGCAGUUCGUGCAGAGCCGGCUGGUGCCGGCGCAGUACUAUCGCAACCCGGACGAGUACGAGCAAUAUCUCGAGCACUCCAACUUUUUGGCGGACAUCAACAACGAGAGGAAGUUCAAGAACCAGACCUACAGGGAGAACUUGGCCAAGCUGGAGAAUCUGGUGCUGUACAUGUUCGAGGAUGAUACUACGGUGGUGCCCAAGGAGACGGCUUGGUUUGACGAGGUCAAUGGCACCGAGGUUACGCCCCUUCGCGCGAGGAGGAUGUACUCGGAGGAUUGGAUCGGGCUGCGCGAGUUGGAUCGUAAGGGCGGACUGCACUUCCGCACUGCGCCGGGUGAUCAUAUGCAGCUCACGGAUCAGUUGCUGAAUGAGACGUUUGCGGAGUUCUUUGGGCCGUUGAAGAAGGCGGAGAAGAGUGCUCCGAGACCGUUCUUGCUUGGGGCGGGUGACCUCUAAUGACGAUGCAUGGUUUAAUCAAAGAUGCCGCAUAUGGGAUUUUGGGGUGACUUGGUUCCCCAGUAUAUAACAGCAGUCUCUGUUAGAAGUUUCUUAGGGUUUGGAUUCAGGACAGUUUGGUUAUUUUCAGGGUUUCGGAGUCAUGGAUAUUGGAUAAUGGUAAUGGCAAGAGGGCGUAGGAGUUUAUUGACAUUGAGAUCUUAUAUAAUGGUCAACCGUUAUUCACCAU